Messenger RNA from Dreissena polymorpha, 3015 nucleotides. RefSeq lists its product as uncharacterized. The record is from RefSeq and is a predicted model, not a curated record. The coding region runs from base 74 to 1720 and encodes 548 amino acids. Gene Ontology annotation, cellular component: nucleus; site of double-strand break. NCBI's taxonomy places the organism in Eukaryota, Metazoa, Mollusca, Bivalvia, Myida, Dreissenidae. Gene Ontology annotation, biological process: double-strand break repair. Gene Ontology annotation, molecular function: NAD+ poly-ADP-ribosyltransferase activity; DNA-(apurinic or apyrimidinic site) endonuclease activity; 3'-5' exonuclease activity. The transcript is spliced from 11 exons.
GAAAACAAACACAAUUCUGAAUCAAGUUACUUCUUGAAUUCGUGACAAUUCAUUGAUCUAUCGUGUAUACACCAUGACAACCUUUGCAGGUAAAAAUAAAGCUUCGGAUAUUCCAGAGUGUCCAUACGGUGCAAGGUGUUAUCGUAAAAAUCCUCAACAUUUGGCAGAGUUUUUGCAUCCGAAAAAAUCCAAAACAUCAGAUGAUUCUGAUAAUUCGGACGUCAGUGCCGAUGCGUUGUCUACACCAACAGCGACGGCACUAACUACUACAGACAGUAACACUCUUCCAGUUUGUAAAUACGGAGCUAAAUGUUACAGGAAAAACCUGAUGCAUUUUGCGGAAUAUUCUCAUCCAACAGCAGUUGUUGCCAGCAUUAACUCUGGAAAUGACAGCGGAGAUGACACUGAUGAAAUCACAGAUGAAAACGAAUCAAAUGUCAAGAAAAAGGACGGUGUUAAGUCCGAAGAUAUCCUAAAACGAGGCAUGUCACUAGUAAAAAGCUACAGUAAGAUGACAGAAGAGGAACGUAAAGAACUGAUCAAGAAAGCAUUUGAAGCCAAACAGAAACUGCAAGAAGAACUUGAAGCAACAAAGAAAGAAGUGAAGAAGAAGGAGGAAGAAGUAAGCAGGCUGCAAAAAGAGGUUGCUGGUGGUCUCCUGCUAAUGGAGGGUGAAAAGGAAGCCUUGGAAGGGAAAGAGGUCAAGUACUUUGAUCUGUACCCAGAAAGGUCAUACAAAGAGGGAUCUGCAGCCCAGACCCACUUCCGUCUGGCAGAGUCUCAGUUUUAUAGGCUGCUAAAUACCGGAAUGACUAAAACCAAUUUAGUGAAAGUGGAAUACGUCCUCAAUCCAGAUCUGGUACAUCAUUUCAGGGAAUGUCGAGAAAGCUUAAAGAAGAAGCAUGGGGAGGAGUUUUCCUACCCUGUGUUGGCGUUUCACGGCACAAUGGAAACAAAUAUCAAGCCUAUAUGUCAAACCGGCUUCAAAAUACCGGGGGACAAUGGCCAUGCGCAUCGUACAGACACAGGCUGGUAUGGAAAGGGAGUCUACUUCAGUGAAUACCCCGCCUACUCCAUGGGUUACAUCCAGGGCGCGACCCAACUGCUGCUCUGUCAAGUUCUACCGGGAAAAGCCUAUCAGUGUACGAAGCUUAUUCACGGGCAUUCCCUGAUGAAAGGUUACGAUUCCCACGUGUCUCCCUGCAAGAAAGAGCUUGUCAUCUUCAACAAGUAUCACAUUCUGCCCCAGUACAUCGUCCACUAUCAGCCAAAUGCUGGAGAAUUCAAAUACACCUCACCCCCAAAACCGACAUCGGCUGCUGGUAGCACAGCAGAAGGCAAGAAAGGCAAAGGGAAGAAGAAGGGAGGAAAGCUUACGAUAGAUGAAUUAACAGACACUGAGAUGUUAAAAAACAAGCAUGACCAGGCUGUGGCCAUGCCUUCAUCAAGCACAUUGGAUGGAUACAAUAUUCAGUUCACAGGGACUUUCCAGAACACCCAGGCCGGUAUGACGGCCCUGGUCAAAUCACAUGGCGCAACAAUAGGAACAAAAGCUGUUUUCAGUCUACUGAUAGCCUCGAAGCUGGAGUUUGAUCUAUCAACAAACAAAAUCCUUCAGGCUAACAAGAAAGGGGUUUCAAUAGUGGGUGAAAUGUUCUUAUAUGACUGCAUCAUCAACCAUAAGAAACAAAAUGAGGAUCAUUACAGAUUAGACGACUAGUCACAUACAAUAUUUAUGAUCACGUCAACAUUGAUGAUAUGAUAGCCACCAUGCCUUGCACCUGGGAAGAGCUGGGCCCGUAUUCACCAAACAAUUCUUAUACUUAAGUCUAAGACUAAAAAAUAUUCUUUAAAUGGAUAAAGUAUAGAAUUGCUUGAAUUUUGAGUCAAACUUGGCAUUAAACACCUACCUAUAUCAUUCUUCAUACAACAGUUUGUUCAUGACAUAAUCACCAGUGGAGGCCUGUAUAUAUUCGAAUACUGAUAUUAGUUCCAAGUCUAUUCUUUAUUCUGAAGUCUAAGAAUGGGUUGGUAAAUAUGGGCCCUGAUUUUGCUUCCCUUUCCAUUGGCAACUUAGCCUUGCAAUUUUGAGGUCACAAUUUCCAUUCCCUCAUGGACUGGCACCUGCAGGCCUUGCAAAUGGAAGGUCUUGAUUUCGAUCUCCUGUCCGUGGGCCACUUAGCCUUGCGACUGCAAGGUCACAGUUUCCAUCCACUUAGAGAUAGGCACCAAGCUUUGCCAAUGGAAGGUCUUGCUUUGGACCAACUGUCCAUUGGCCACUUAGCCAUUUUAUUGGUAGGUCACAAUUUCCAUCCCCUCAUCGACAGGCAUCAAGCCUCGCAAAUGGAAGGUCUUGAUUUCGAUCAUGUUAAGAGCAUUAUUAAAGCCCCAUAAACACUCAAAAUCAACAAAUAUAUUAUAAAAUAAAGUUAACCCAUCAAUAAUUGAUAAAGCCAAUCUCGUGUUUGCUUGUUAAUGUUUGGAUAUUGCUUCGGGAAAUUCACAUUGAAUAUAUUGUUACACACAAAAUAGAAACACGCAUUUUGUCUCUUGUCAAAUCUAUAUUACCAGACAUCAUCUAGCUUUGAAAUUUUUGCAAAUAAUAUUCAUACAUUCACUUAUGUUAAGGCAUAAGGAUUUUAUUGUGUUAUGUAUAAUGUAACUUUGGCGUAUAUUUUCUGCCUCUGGUACCAGCCAACAUUUCUGGAUUGUCUGGUUUACAAAAAUCAUGUCUUGAAAACAUGGAUAGAUUAAAUGGUCAUAAAAGAAUUUGUUAGAUUUUGAUAUAAGAAAUUGUCAGUUGUGUUUUAUAGUCAGCACAUUUUACAUCAUAGUUUCAUUAAAAGAUAUUGUUAUUAGUUUAUUCAACUCCAAAUUCUGGUUUGUCUUGCAUAACAAAUAUUUAUUGGUGUUCCUAUUUCACCAAAGUGAAAUACUGGUAUUUGGAAUUAAUUAUUUAUUUUUACUACUCAGUUUUGUAUCCAGUAGGGAUAAAUAUAAAUUAACACAGAACAA